This is a messenger RNA of Spodoptera litura, 1405 nucleotides long. The record is from RefSeq and is a predicted model, not a curated record. Lineage: Eukaryota; Metazoa; Arthropoda; Insecta; Lepidoptera; Noctuidae.
AUGUGCAGUACAUAAUUACUGAACCAGCACAAUGAAAUUAUUAUAUUUGUGUUUGUUCUAUUUAUUAAUUAAUAAUUUGGAAGCUAAAAUAGUUCCACUAGUAUACGGCGGUGAUCCCAUACCUCCGGAUCAACACCAAUAUCUAGUGCAUUUGAUAAAACAUCACAAAAAUGACCGUAUUCCAUUGUGCAGCGGUUCAAUUUUGAAUAAUCAAUGGAUUAUAAGUGCGGCUCAUUGUUUCACUGACGACGUUCUUCGGGUUUCUGUGAUAAAGGAAAAUGAAGUUUUAGCAGAAGUCAUAAGCACAAAUAUAUUCAACUAUCCUGGUUAUGUGCACUAUAGAUCGAAAUAUUGCGGAGACAUGCCUUUAACAAAUCAUAAGAAAGAUUUAGCCCUUCUGAAGGUUGAUAGACGUAUUGAUUUCAAUGACAAAGUGCAGCCGAUACAGUUACCAAAAGGUCCUGUUCGCCCGUAUCUUGAGGUCACAAUGGCCGGGUAUGGAUACUCAGAAUUUGAGUCCGGAGAGCCAAGACAAGGAAAGGCUUUUGUUCAUAACUGCAUGGAUGGGGUCAAAACUAACUUUAUUUGUGUUUCUGGUUCAGCAAGAAUUGCGCGUGGGGACUCGGGUGGUCCACUAGUUGCUAAUGAUACUCUGGUUGGAGUAGCAAACUGCGGUAAUAAAAUUUUCUUUUCAAGAUUUGUUGAUGUAUACUCUAAUUUGAAAUGGAUUGAACAUGUUAUGGCAUCUAACUAAUUUAUAUCAAGUUUCUUAUCUUUAUUCUUUUUUCAAUUCAUAAUAUUAUGUCUCAUCUUAAAACCCAUAACUUUUUGAAGAUUCUUGGUUCGUUUGUUCAUUGAUUUACUUUUAUUUUGAUUCCAUCCUUUGUUUAGACAAAAUGUGAAACAGUCUUAUGUACAUUUAUUGCUUUUCUUUCUUGCUGUAAACAGCAAUCUUUUUAUUAAUUUUAAAGUAUAAUAUGGGUGGUAGUCUACAUUUUAAUAGUUUACGGUUAAACGCAUCGGUGUUAUGUAUCUGACCUCACAUAUUAUGCUCCCUUGUGUCAAAACUGAGGGAGGGAUUAUGUCUGAUCGCAGACAACCCUCGGAGUUACGGAGACUACACCUGUGCCCUUACUAAUAGUGUAGUGGUAUUUUUGUGUGUUUAACAUGUACCUAAUCAUAGCCAAGGGAUAAACAGAGGUAUACUAAAGUUUGUCCAGUUUUUGUUCGUCAUGUUAUUAUUUUCUUUAUCAUUUUGUAUUACAUCUACUAAAAAAAUAUUGUAUUUGUAUCACACAGCUAAUAAAUUAAAUUUUUGGGCACUCGAUUUUUUUUUCCUCCAAUCAUUUGUUCCUUUUCGUGAUAAUAAAAAAAUAAUUUUGUUGCUGACGUUCAAAAGUGCCUU